Molecule: messenger RNA, 770 nt
Organism: Tripterygium wilfordii
Lineage: Eukaryota; Viridiplantae; Streptophyta; Magnoliopsida; Celastrales; Celastraceae
Product: glycine-rich protein 2-like
Exons: 1
Coding region: 131-589 (152 amino acids)
Source: RefSeq, a predicted model, not a curated record
CCUGUAUGCCUCCAUAAAUGCUUUUUCUUGCACCACCACUACGACCACCACCACUACCACUACCUUUUAAAUAUUCCACCAUUUACACACUCAUCUCUCCUCAUCACACGCUUUCAAGAAACCCACAACAAUGAAUCCGAAAACCAGCCUUUUCCUCUUGGCUUUCUUCCUCAUCGCAGCUUCACUUACCUUAGCGACCCGACUGGACUUCAAUGCCCAGGUCAACCAAUCACCCAAAGGCAGCAAACCCAGUAACCAAAAGAACAAAGGUGGAGGAAAUGGUGCUGGGUCUGGCGGGUUCUUUGGUCCCGGAUCCGGGUUUAACAUUCCGGGGUUUGGAAGUGGAAAUGGUAUUAUAGGCGGCGGAUAUGGAGGAGGGUUCGGAGGUCCGAGUGGAGGUUCCUCUAGAAAUGGUGUCGUAAGGCCUACUAUUGUGUGUAGGGAGAAGGGUCCGUGUUACAAGAAGAAGCUGAUCUGUCCGGCGAAGUGUUUCACCUCCUAUAGCAGGUCAGGGAAAGGGUACGGAGGCGGUGGUGGAGGCGGUGGUUGCACCGUUGACUGUAAGAAGAAAUGCACGGCCUACUGUUAAGAGAGAAUGGUGGAAUAUGAGUAACCGGUAAUAGGGUCUACUAUAUAUCACUAGUAACUUUUUUUUAUGUUAUAUAUCAUGGUGUACGUCAAUCCAGCAGUUUUUGAGACUCUGGAGCUUUUCUAUGCUUAUAUAUUUUGCGAUGACUAUAUAUAUAUAAUGAGAGAUUAUUAUUAUGCUG